ACGUGUCUAGAUCGGUUGACUGACUCAUCGUGACCGUACGCGCGCGAGAGUACCCGACGGCGACGUGCGCGCUUUGCUCGUCAUCCCGGGUAUUUGGGGAUGCUGGGUGGCUCAGGUGGUUGCGUGGCGGCCCGAAAUAGAGACGAUCGCCCGCGCAAAAUCACGUCGAGUCGCGCCGCGAAUAGUGCGCGCCCACCGCCUUCUCGAGAGCCGACGGUAAUUUUAGAACGUUUUGUUUUCGUGCCAGGAUGCCGCGACGGCGUGCGCGGAGUCGCGAGUCGCACGUACACGCGUCGCGAACCGCGUGCCGUUGCUUCCUCUUCGCGAGUCUCGAGUCGAGAUUACGUUCAACGUUGAGAUCGAUGUACGCGCCUCACCCACGCGUUCACGGACGCCUAUUCGAACAGACUGUAACAGUUCGGUGGGGUGUUUACUUAACGAAUAGAACAAUUCAGGGCUCUGCUGUUUCCGGUUGCAGUCGAGUUCCUUCGAUCAAUGACGAUCUUUGAAUAAGAGGCCUCGAUCGUGUUUGUCUGAAAGAAUUCAGCUUUUUUAAUCGAUGCAAGUGAAAGUUGGAUAUUGGAAACUAGUGGAUAUUGGAAGUGUGUUGCUCACAAUAGACCUAAGAAUAUUCAGUCGUCGAGCACUCUUAGCCGUUUGCAUUCGGAGGACGAGUGGAGAGGCGCGGUGUAAAAGGAAGAGAAAAUUGACGUUGGGGAGAGACCGGGAAGGAAACGGCAAGGGAAGGAGCAGGGAAUGAAGUUGAGACGCCAAAGUGAUAGCCAAAUCGAGAAACACGCGGACACGCUCGUUUUACAUCGAUCGGUUGCCUCCUAUGGCGUGUCCUUAUUACCAGGGAUGACAGCGGUAAAUCGGCCAACCUUUUUUAGUUACCCCAUGUUUUUAUUCGACUCUCGAAAUACUCCGUGGAAGACUGAUUUUAAAGCGAAACCUUUCAAACUUUUUCUAAUACGGUGAUUUUUAAUCGUUAUAUCUAAGAACACCGCGAGCAAUGGAGAGUAGAAGAACCGUAGAAACGAAGCAAAGACCGAAGGAAAACGAUCGGAAAGUCAAGGGAAGAAAAGCGCAGCGAGAAAAGAAAGAAAAUAGAAGGAGCAAAUCGCGACGGAGAUAGAGUGAAAGGGGGAGGGGGUAGAGGGAAAGAAAAAAAGACGGAGAACGGUCGCGUGGCCGUGCGUGGUCCCAAAUAGGGCAUCAGGUGGUUGCGCGACGCCCGCGAGAGAAAAAGAUCUUUCGCGCGUGCGCAGAGGCGCGUGUGCCUCUCGUAACCGGGCGCGCGCACGCAUGUACGCGAGUACCAGAGCGGCACGCGCGCACUCUUACAGGUGGUGGCAACUGGCUGUACACAGGAAAUUGCUCCUUUGCCGUGCAAACUCGGCCCAGGACGGAACUUUGCGGGCCGCCGUUCACCCGGAUUAUCCGUCGAUUAUCCGAUCGAACCGCAUUCAAACAGAAUCGAUACGCGCGCCCGCGACUAUCCGAGAAUAAUCUCACCUGUUGCUUUUCAUCUUUCCCAAACGUCCUCGUUUUCCCCCUGGCUUUAACGAUAGCGAGACGAUAACGCGAGCUUUAAAAGAACGACUUUGAUCGGUGUGUGUCAGAGAUGGCUAAAUUAAAAGCAAGUAGUGUCGUCCUACGAUUAGUCAGACGUCUAACCGAGUAAAAUCUCUACCUAUAUGAAACGAGUCGUAAAACAAGUAUCGUUAAUGGAAAUUUCAACCAUCUUGUAACGAUUCGAAAACAAAAUAAUACACAGUUUCUCGAGAGGGACCAAUGAGCGAGCUUCAUCUCCGAACAAGCAGCGUUUAAUCGAUACGUUUAAUUCGAACGUUAAACCGACGCCUGUCAUCGACAGGGACGAAGCGUCGAUACGCGUGCGCCGUUCGCGUUAGCAGAUGCGAGCUUACGCGGACAGAGGAGCGGCAACGUAACGAAAAGACGAUCACGAGGGAAACUUUUCUCGCUUUGCACGAUUGUAUCUAUUUUCAAAUGAGAGGAGCGAAAGAUCUACGGAGAAACACAAGAACAAGAAGGGGAGGAAGAAUAGACCGCGCAAACUUGGCAACGUUUCGCAUCUCACCAAAGAAUAUAUGUAUCGUUCCGAAUCGUUUUAACCGUUGCACAUUAUAUGAACACUUUAAUUUAAAAAGAUUAUUCGAUAUGACUUUUAACGCCUUGCUUCAAUGGCAUUUUACUCGUUGUACAUUUCUUUCUUCCUGGAACACACAAAGUAUCAGCUACAAACUAUCAAUCGUUCCGUAAUCUCGCUCUGCAUAGGUAGAAAAUAUUUAUUUUCAACGUAUGUUCCCGAAACGAAACAACAUGCCAGCAUUUCAAAAUUGCGAUGAAGUGCGUUGAAACGAUAUACAUAUAAAAAAAAAAAUUGGUCGCAAAGUUUGAAACGUUUAUUAGCGAGGGAGAAUAGUUUGAUGAGCGCGCGCGCUCGCGCCACGUCUCUACGUCACGGUGCUCUACGUCACUGGAGAACGAGCGGCGUCGUUGAAGAGGGAGAAGUGGCGCGGGAGUGCGAAGCACGCAGAGGGGCUAGGGGAGUUAGGGUGGCUCGGUGGGGGUAAAGAUGCCUGCGAGCGGUGGCUCGCAGUGACGACGGCGGGCGUCGCGGAGUGGGAGUAGAGGCGCGUGUGUACGUUUACACACACGCGGUCAGCUAUAUACGCGCUCGCACACAGACGCGGAUUGAUAGGGAACCGCAGAGCGGGGAUUGGCUGGCGGUCGACUCGCCGCUUCCAAAUAUGGGACAGUCUCCGCGGUCCAUUCAUAAAACUACGGGGCGCGCCGCCGCUCGGCUCAGUUCGUGCGCGACCCCCACGCAUCGCGCGUCCUCCGACGAUUCGAUUCCUCUCGACCACGCACACCUAACCGCGGAGAGAUACAUACCAACCUACGUCGCACGGUAAAUCUGACAGAAGAGGUAGGAACAGGGUGCGAGAGAGGAGGGAAAGGAGACGGAAAAGGACGGAGGACAACGGAACGACAAAUAGGCGCGCGGUCGCGCGCGCCUACACCUACGCGACGCAACACGAGUGGAUCCGUGAGCGAGGAAAGAAUCUUAUGAAUUUCGAACGCGUAAGCUCGAUCAACGGCCGACUCGAAAAAGAAGAGAGGAGGCGACAACCGUAACCGUAACCACCGUUUGGAAGAGGAGUCGCGGUCUCGACGCUUUCACCCCUUCGGUUCGCGUUGUCACGCGUUCUCGUUGGUCCGUUUUAGUCGGACCAGGCGAAUGAGAUCCGGAUCGAAACGACGAUCGGUCGCGAUUCGGUGAGAUUGGAUUUUCUCUGUUCUGUACACUUGGGUGGUGGUGGUGGUGGUGGAGGUGGUAGUGGUUUGCGGUUGGUGGUGGUUGUACGCACGGUGGUGUCUAUUAUCCGAGCGCGACAAAUCGCACAAGUGCGCGCGCGCGGCCGUGCUUGGUCGCGAAAGAGAGAGGGAAAGAAAAGGAAGGACGGAGAGGCGAGCGAUCGAGACACGGUUUUUGCCGCCCGGCGUCCGCUCCCUCGUGUGUACCUCGCUGAAAGAGAGACUCGGCGCGUGCCGCGCAACGGAUAAAAAAGGGGGAGCGCGUGCUACGUCCGCUUGACUACUAACCCAGUGACUCGAGCUUGAGAGAAGGAGGGAAGGACUGAUACGACCGAUCUCUACGGACUUGACGUUUCGAUCUCGUGCUCGCGCAAAGUAUCUCUUCCGGCCGCCGAACAACGCUCUCGUUGCACGGAGAACGAAAGGAUACGGUAAAGACAGAGACCGAAAGACGAUAGAAAAAGCUAACCAGCGCAAAGCUUGACCCGGUGGGAGAGAGAAAAAGGCUUAACUGUGUCGGGACAAUCGAGGAAGGACAACAUUUUAACCAUAAUAAUAGCGUUGAACGAUACAACCGCAGGCGAGGACACGCAGUGCGGUACCGAGGAAGCUGUCGUCGUUGGCCAGGGAGGCGACCCGCUCCAGAGGAUGACGAUGGACGGCAUGGAAGUGGUGGGCACGCAGCCCCACGCAGCCACCAGCCCGUUUCUGCUCUCGUCGCCGCCCCUUGGCCAUCAUCAUCAUCAUCAUCAUCACCCCACCUUCAAUCUCCAAACGGUGCAGCUCAGCUUCGACGCGUGUCUACCGUACAACGCGGCGACGUCCUCGAACUCGAUUGUUUGCGGUGUCGGCGCCACGUCGUCGCCAGUUCCCACCACUUGCACCUCUUCGACGAAUUGCAACAAAACGAUACCCACCCUCUCUUUGCACCCGCAACAUCAAAACAAUACCGAUACCACGGAACACCAUGGCCCGCAACACCAUCACCAUCAUCAUCACCAUCAUCAACGGCUCGGUGACCAUCAGCAUCAUCGACACGUCGAUGCCUCCUCGCCGUCCAACGACUCCACCGACGGUAAACGACGGUUGCAGUCCGGCAACGACGAGAAGGACUGCUCGAGGGACUGCAGGGACGAUCUUCAGGAUCCUAUCGAGAAGGAUAAGCCAGGUGACCUAAACACGCCGGUUACCACCAGCAGCGAUUUACCGUCCUUCUUCGGCCCCUCCGCGCUCGUCGAGCCACCUCCUAUUUCAGGCAGCCUGGCGGGCGAAGAUCUUUCCCUGGAAGAGGCGACAGCGGAGGACGAUGAGACGACAACAUCAGCCAGCAGGGAUCACCGACAUCAUCAUCACCAAGAGUCUCAGGACAACGGAACGCCUGGGGCGCCUUCGUCGAACAGUCCGCCGCGUCAUCAUCAAGCUCAAGACGACGCGGAUCGUUGCAACGUACUGCAAGGCGGUGUGAUCCUCUACUCUUCCCCGCAUUCCACGUCGUCGGUGUCAUCGGCGCCCGCGACCAGCGUCAACAUUUGCAACGUGCCGACGCUGACCUACCGCGGUGUCUUUACCACCACCUGCGCCCAAUCCUCGCCUCUUAAUACCCUGCAAAAUCAACAGCAGCAGCAGCAGCAACAACAACAACAACAACAACAACAACAACAGCAACCCCAACAGCAACAGCCGGCAAGUCAGGAGCUCUGGGGUCCGUUACCCUCGCCGACCCUGACCUUGACGGGUCAACCGUUCCUUCACCCCACUCUGCACUCGUCCCCGUACGGCGGUGAGACCGUCGAACUUCUCCAGGUCGAAUCGAAACCACCCCCGCCGCCAGGUUACCACGAUACGCCUACCUCCACCCCGGCUGGCUGGUUAACGGCGCACGAAGAGGCUUACGACCCGAAUCUCCUGUCCCACCACCAUCCUCAUCACCAUCAUCAAGAGACGACGCUGAAGCAGGAGCCGACAGGAACGGGCGGAUACGGUCCAGCCGUUCAACAGCAGCAACAGCAACAGCAACCUCAGUCGAGUCAACAACAGCAACAGCAACCUCCACCAUCCGCCGGUACGGGCGUUCAGCUCGCCGAAUACAACCCUAGCACGUCCAAGGGGCACGAGAUUCUCUCGCAGGUUUACCAACAGAGCGCUCUGCCACUCAGGCUGGUCCCGGUGAAGCCGCGAAAGUACCCGAAUCGACCGAGCAAAACUCCGGUGCACGAACGACCAUACGCUUGCCCGGUGGAUGGUUGCGAUCGUAGGUUUUCUCGCAGCGACGAGCUCACCCGACACAUUCGUAUUCAUACCGGUCAAAAACCGUUUCAAUGUCGCAUCUGUAUGCGCUCCUUCUCCAGGAGCGAUCAUCUGACCACUCACGUCAGAACUCACACCGGCGAGAAGCCUUUCUGUUGCGAUCAAUGCGGUAGGAAGUUUGCGAGGAGCGACGAGAAGAAACGACACGCCAAGGUGCACCUAAAACAGAGGCUGAAGCGCGAGGCUACCCAUGCCUCGGCCAGAAAUCAUCCUCAGAGCCACGCUUCGCCGCCUUGCAAUCAGUAGAAGGCAUCCUUCGAUCGGUUGACGAUCAACGUCGAUCUCCACGCGCAUUCCUUCGAUCUUUUUGCCAAUCGUGCUCACUCGCGAUGCAGCUUCUCUCCUUGCCAGGCGACGAGGAAACGACGGAGACCUUUAGGCGGAACGCACAGACUGCCGUCACCGACUGAUCCGUCAUCGAUCGUCGUCGGUUUGCCAGCGAUCGGCCUCCAUCGGCCCCCAUCGGCCCCGAUGGACUCUCGACGCUGCAUUUUCGAUGCUGUAACCACGCGUGAUACCGAAUUUUCGGACAUUAGUAUGUAAGAAAUCCCAGGAGGAUUUAUCGUCGAAUCCUUUUGUAAAUAUCCGUACGUGGACAUUUUUAUUUUUCAACGUCGAACGGAACCGCGUGUCCGUCGCUUGCAUGUGCAAUCGGAUCGAUUCAUCGACUCUCUCGCGAGCUGUGCUUCUCGUCGAGAAUGAUCGAGAGAACGCGAAAUUGCAAUCUGUCGAGCAUCUCCGGGCAAAGUCGCGUUCUCGCCUUCUUCUCUUACGAGUUCUUCUUUUCCGUCUUUUGUUGUCCUCGUUGGGUUCCUUACGCCCGCGGUCUGUACCCGCGCAUCGCAUCGUUACGAGACUGUCGCUGUAGUUGCAUUUAGCUUUCGCGGUGGAACGAGUUUGAACGGACGAACGAUUCCUAGCUCUACCGGGUACGCUGUUAAGUUGUUUCGCUCGACUACGGUCGGUAUCGGUUCUCGAAUGCGAACGUUCGAAACGAACAACACGUCGGGGAUCGUUAUUUACGGGCUCGCGUUUUAUGCACUUGUUUGCGAUCGGGAACGAUCCAGAGAGAAGCGGAUGCGAAAAAUCUCGCGUUGAAUACGUGCGCGAAAUAUUCCGGUGUCACGAGAUACUGCAACCACGUUCUCGUACGGAUGGCGUAGAAUCGAUACCGCCCGCAGCUUCCGGGAAUCUGGGAGGAAUUCAUCGAAGGAGAUAGAGAGAGACGGCGCGCAUUCGAUCGCAUGCAAACGAGCGCGGAAAAGGAAAAAUGCUGCGCGCGCGCCCUUCUUGAAUCGAUCGGAGAUCGAGCGUGUAUCGAUCCCGUCGACUUCCUCGCGAUCGAUAACGGAUAGACGAUUCCCGAUCUUUGUCGUGCGAGCGUCCGUCCAGUGCCGGACUAAGAUUUUCGUAAUCCCUGAGAAACAAGUCGAACAAAAAUAAAGCUACGAUCGCAUUACACACAUUUUAAACACAACAUGGAAGAUCAUUUGGUCGAUGACAUAGUUUGAAAAUGUAACGAUACAAAUGGAACGUACAAAUCCGACGUAAAAACUCCUUCCAGAAUGCGUGCGGACCCAGCUUAUGCCUUUCGUGUCAGUAUCGCGAGGAGGUUCGCCCUCUCGUGUUCCCCGAGCGAGUCGUUAGUCCCUAAAGCCCACCCCUCGAUCCGGCCCCAUGUCUCUCCCUUCCGCGACAGCGCGAAAUUCUAAUAGCAUCGAUCGAAACGAUUCAAAAAGUACGCGCUUUUCAAUCAGGGAAUAUCGAAAAGUAUUUUCUAUGUAUUUUUAUAAGCGCUCGAACGAAUUUAUUCGUUGAAUGUUCGUUCGAGAUCCUACGGGGAAGGCAUUAGCACUGGACGAUGCUCAAAAUCAGGGUCUGCGUCCAAAAGGAGGACGUUUGAAAUUGCACGGUCGGUUUAGCGGGCUAACGAGGACGCACACCCUGAUCUCGUUGCAAGAAUCGGUCCACAUACUCUUUUGCGUCCUCGAACCUCGUGUCUUUCAAUCAUACAAUCGAACAAUCGCUUCGUAUCGUCCUCUACCUCUCGAACGCGUCCACGUGUCUCGUUCCUACUUCAAAACGCCCUUCGUGUUCCAGACACGCUAAAAUCUCGCACUUUUCUCACGUAUUUUCCAGUAAACCCUCAUUUCUUUUUCUUUUUCUUUUUCUCUCUCUCUCUCUCUCUCUCUCU
This is a messenger RNA of Hylaeus anthracinus, 7843 nucleotides long. RefSeq names its product pair-rule protein odd-paired-like. Gene Ontology annotation, molecular function: RNA polymerase II cis-regulatory region sequence-specific DNA binding; DNA-binding transcription factor activity, RNA polymerase II-specific. Gene Ontology annotation, biological process: regulation of transcription by RNA polymerase II. Lineage: Eukaryota; Metazoa; Arthropoda; Insecta; Hymenoptera; Colletidae. The record is from RefSeq and is a predicted model, not a curated record. The coding region runs from base 3991 to 5895 and encodes 634 amino acids. The transcript has 3 exons.